UGAGGGACGUCUCAGGGUGUCCUUCUUUGUGUCGUGGAUCUCCUUUUCACACUCACCCACACCAUGGCCAUACCACCAGGAUUUGUCUGGAUCAUCCGGAACACCCCUCGGUUCCUGGUUCCGCCCGCUGCCACAUAUGUGGCUUUACGGCUCCUUCGCGAGCGCCAGCAACUUACUCUUCCCACCUGGCUCAACGUCAUUGCCUGCAUCUUAUCCCUUCCGGCGUCCUUCAUACUCUCAUUCUUCUAUGCAAACUUCCGCGACGCUCGUGCGGCAGCGGCGAGAGGCGCGGUUUUGGCACCCGUGGCCCCGUACAAACUCCCUGGAGCCAUCGACAAAGUCGGGGCGCUUGCUAAAAGCUUCACAACUGGGUACAUUGGCGAAGUCCCCAACGCUGACUUUAAGGCUGUUGGGAAUACCAUGAACUCGCGGAUAUUCUGGGAAAACAGGAUUGAAACGAUAGAGCCAGAGUAUAUAAAGGCUAUGCUUGCGACACAGUUCAACUCACAUGCCAAAGGUGAAUCAUCGAUCGAUUCGGCAAAGUCGUUGUUGGGCACAGGGGUAUUUAACGCAGACGGAGAGACAUGGAAGUUCCACCGAUCUGUGACAAGGCCAUUCUUCAGCAGAGAUCGCAUUGGUGACUUCGACAAUUUCGAAAAGCACGCGGACGAUGCUCUUGCUCAGACUAAGGCACGUCUAAAGGAGGGGCAUCCGAUCGAUUUCCAGGACAUGGUAUCUCGCUUCACGCUCGACUCAGCCACCGAGUUCCUCUUCGGCAAAGAUGUCCAGUCGCUCUCUGCCGGCCUUCUUUACCCACCUAACUCCCCACUUGCCGCUACUUCAGCCGCCAAGGAUCACCCAGCCAAUGUCUUCGCGCAGGCAUUCUUGGAGAGCCAGAUCUCAACGGCUAUCCGGUUCUUCUAUGGCCCUGCAUGGCGUCUACGUGAGUUCUGGAAAGACGAAGUACAGAAGCACAUGGACGUGUGCAACGCCUUCAUCGACCCGAUUGUAAAGGAUGCGCUCAUGAGGAAACGUGAGGCCAAGGAGAAGGGAUCAGGCCGGGAGAAGGGACAAGUUUCAGACGAAGACACGCUGCUUGACUACCUUGUCAAUGUCACUGAGGACAAUAAACUCAUUCGUGAGGAAACCUUUAACAUCAUGAUCGCGGGCAGGGAUACGACUGCAUGCACAUUGACAAUGGCUGUUUACAUGCUAUCUCAGCACCCAGAUGUCUUACGGCGUCUUCGUGAGGAGGUCCUUGCCAAAGUUGGUCCGUCUCAGAGGCCCACUUUAGAGGAUAUGCGGGAAAUGAAGUAUACGCGGGCUUUCUUCAACGAGGUUCUCCGUCUGUAUCCUCCGGUUCCUUUCAACGCACGGUCCACUAUCAGCGAACCUGUAGUCUGGCCUGGCAUCAAUGGGAAACCUCCUAUCUACGUUCCUGCUAACACUCGCACCCCAUACUCGGUCUACCUGAUGCACCGUCGUAAGGACUUAUGGGGCCCUGACGCCGAGGUAUUCGACCCCGACCGUUUCCUUGACGAGCGUCUCCACAAGUACCUUACGCCAAACCCCUUUAUCUUCGUGCCUUUCAACGCGGGCCCGCGUAUUUGUCUCGGCCAACAGUUCGCCUACAACGAAUCUACUUUCUUCCUCGUCAAGCUCCUCCAGACGUUCUCGACUAUCGAGCUGGCUGAGGACGUUCAGUUGAUGCCACCGGCUGACUGGGCCAAGGCAGAGGGCCGCAAGUCGGUGGAGAAGAUUAUGGUCAGGUCUCACUUGACCAUGUAUGCCGAGGGCGGUCUUUGGGUAAGGAUGGGCGAGGCGAAUCCUGCCGAGACGGCUUAAUCGCUCUUGCGGAAUAUAAUUCACCUUCUCUCUUCAUGGACUUGUCGUACUUUUUCAUGUAAAUUACUUAUCUCUGGCGUUAUGAUCUAAUGAUGGUUGAUCCACUUCCCC
This is a messenger RNA of Coniophora puteana RWD-64-598 SS2, 1956 nucleotides long. RefSeq names its product cytochrome P450 monooxygenase pc-2. The transcript has 18 exons. Gene Ontology annotation, molecular function: monooxygenase activity; iron ion binding; heme binding. The coding region runs from base 64 to 1845 and encodes 593 amino acids. The record is from RefSeq and is a predicted model, not a curated record. Lineage: Eukaryota; Fungi; Basidiomycota; Agaricomycetes; Boletales; Coniophoraceae.